Molecule: messenger RNA, 4588 nt
Organism: Sceloporus undulatus (fence lizard)
Lineage: Eukaryota; Metazoa; Chordata; Lepidosauria; Squamata; Phrynosomatidae
Gene: JMJD4
Product: jumonji domain containing 4
Exons: 8
Coding region: 587-1870 (427 amino acids)
Biological process (GO): negative regulation of gene expression; positive regulation of translational termination; protein hydroxylation
Cellular component (GO): nucleus; cytoplasm
Molecular function (GO): sequence-specific DNA binding; histone H4R3 demethylase activity
Source: RefSeq, a predicted model, not a curated record
GAUGUUUGGGCGCGCCCUCUGAGGGAGAAGCAGCGUUGCCUUCGCCUUCGCCGCCGCCUCCGUUGAGCCGGGCCUGGAUGGGUCAGUAUUGGAAGGCCUGGGGAGAAGGGGCGCCAGUGCGCAUGCGCGGCAGAGAGGGAGCGGGAAGGAGGCAGAGAAAUCAAGAAGAAGCUGUCUCUGGAUGCCAUUCUCCAUGAAAUGCCAAAGAAGCAAAUUAGCACAGUUCUGUUGGCAGAUGCUGUAGUGCUGAAGAGAAACAGUUCUUUGUGGGUGAAUAAGCUUUAGCGACUGCAACUCAAUAUAGCCUUCCAAGCAUUCUUGUCUUCAAGAACCAAAAACAGUGAAGAAAAUAAUCAGCCAUAUGUAUAUAUAGUACAAGCCAAAUGGCAAGGUUUUCCAGCAAGAUUUGGAACUGGACUUUUUUAUGCUGUACCCUUUGCCUUUCCUGAUUUUUCCUCUUUCCCUGUCCCUUUUUUUAAUAAAAGAAAAACCUACUGGUCUUACAGUCCAGCUAUUUAUUUUAGAAUAAUUUAAUUUUGGUCUGUCACCGGUUAGGUCAGGUGUCAGGACACUUGCAGUCGCCUGAAUGGACAGGGACACUUUUGCUUACUCCACAAAGUUUUUUCGUGACUAUGGCGGCCCGACGCGGGGUGCAAGCAGCCAACCCCACGAACAUGUCGACUACAUUGAAAAGCCAGAAACCUUCACUUAUGCAGACUUUUUCAAGGAUUACUUGAUCCCCAAUGACCCCUGUAUUUUCUCAUCAAAGUUCACAGAAGGCUGGGGAAGUAGGAGGAACUGGGUGACUCCGGACGGGAAGCCUAAUUUUGAGUAUCUUCUGCGGACAUUUGGGGAGGCUGUAGUACCUGUUGCCAACUGUGAUGUCAAGGAAUACAAUUCUAACCCAAAGGAACAUCUUAAACUCAAGGAGUACAUAAGUUAUUGGAAAGAUCACAUUAAAAAAAACUAUCGCUCACCCAGGGGCUGCCUUUACCUCAAGGACUGGCACCUGCACAGGGCUUUCUCAGAGCAAGAUGUUUACACCACCCCCAUUUAUUUCUCAUCUGACUGGCUGAACGAAUACUGGGAUGCCGUAGCAGUGGAUGACUAUCGUUUUGUCUACAUGGGACCCAAAGGCUCAUGGACUCCAUUCCAUGCUGACGUCUUCCGCUCCUACAGCUGGUCAGCCAAUAUCUGUGGGAAAAAGAAAUGGCUGGUCUUUCCUCCAGGACAAGAGGAACCCUUACGAGAUCGUCACGGUCACUUGCCAUUUGAUAUCACUGCACCUGAUUUAAAGAAGAGCAAUCUUUACCCACGCUAUGCCCAAAGCAGCCCUCCCGUUGAAAUCAUACAGGAAGCUGGGGAGAUUGUCUUCAUCCCAAGUGGAUGGCACCACCAGGUUUAUAACUUGGAAGAUACCAUCUCCAUCAACCACAACUGGGUCAAUGGGUGUAAUGUGGCCAUCAUGUGGAGCUUUCUCCAGGAUGAGCUAGCUGCAGUCCAGCGGGAGAUCAGAGAAUGGAAAGACACCAUGGAGGACUGGCAUCUGCAAUGCCAGGUCUUGAUGAAGUCUUACACUGGCAUUGACUACAAGGAGUUCUACAACUUCUUGAAGAUCAUUGCAGAAAACCGGAUGUAUAUCCUGGAGAAGCACCAUUCUGAAGAAGAUGCCUCCAAGCAUUCCUACCGAGCAGCCAUCUCCGGCUUGGGCAUGCUGCAUGCCGUCUUCGAUUUGAAAAGGACUGCCAAGGUCUUGACCUCUCUGAACGCCAAUGAGGAAUUCAAGAAACUGAACCCUGAGAAACUUUCCCCUCCUCCUCAGGCGUUCCUGCACCGCCUGAAAGCAGCAAUAGACACAGCCCUCCUCUAGUUUCCCACUUUAUUUUGACCACUUGCAAAAAAAAAGAAGAAGAAGAAGCUUCAUUUGCAAGCUGGGUGCAUGCUGGUAACAUUAGUUCAAUCACCCCAUUUAGAAGUCUUAAGCACAGUGAAUUUGUGGAUGAAUGGGAAAUGUAGAGGCAAAAUGUUCAAGAAUUCAAGUGUGUAGGAAACUGACAGAGAGGAAAGCACUCCCCUGGUCAGAUUGUGGUGUGUGUGUGUGUAUGCUCCAUUUGCUCAUUGAAAACUAGCCAUGUGAUGAAUGUACUACUGGUCAUUCUAAGCUACAGUAUAUGCUCAUGUAUAAGUCGACCUCAUGCAUAAGUCGAGGGCAGGUUUUGGAGGACAAAAUUAUUAAUUUUGAUAUAGCCUGUGAAUAAGUCAAGGGUAGAACUUUACAGCAUGUAACAAAGGAUGUAAAGGACAAAGCAAAGGAAAAAGAUGCCAAAGAAUGCUGCUAUUUUUUACCUAGGCAUUCAAAAAGGACAGAAGUGAUGCCGCAGCGGAGAGAGUAGGGGGCUGAUGUUCUUUUAGUGUUGGUUCUUUUAGGUUCUCCAGUAUGGACUAAGAUCUCAUUUUCGCCACUCUAUUCAAAGAAAGGGAUGGUUCCUAUUUACAUUCACCCAUGGAUGAGGGUUUUUUUGACUAACAUUUCUAGACUUAUACAUGAGUAUAUACAGUAAGUCCUUUUAUACUAGAAUCCUGUACACUCUUUCCAAGAAGUAAGCCCCAUUGAAAGACAAUGGGACUUCCUUCUUAGGUAAACAUACCUAGGCUAUUAGUUUCAGGUGGGUAUUUGGUUGCUUUUUGACCCACUGAAAGACACCUUAAUUGCAUUUAAAGUUUGAGCGUUUAGAUGAAAAACAAAAGGUGUGUGCGCUGUACCAAUGAGUAUGUAUUACUCACCUGUUUGUACCCCCCGCUAGGUUCUCCAAACCCCUUCCUUGCAGCAUUAAGAGAGAGACGUCAGGAAUCUCCACCUCAGGUGUGGCACCACACUUUCAGGGACUCUGAGCAAGGCUAGCUCAGUGGGCCUACGCCGCCCAAGCAUGGCAGCUGAAAUAAGGGCACCCUCUUACCAAGGACAAGCUGUGCCAAUUGUGAACUGCAAGCGCUGUUGCGUACCACUCUCCUCAACUGCCUUUACAUAUUCGAUUGCAGCCAGAACAAGGUGGGCUAAAAAUGGCUGGUACUGAUUUAAAAAAAAAGUAUUCUGAAAUAGUUUUACAUUCUUAGUGCCUCAGCAUUUGUAGAACAAUAAAAUCCCCAUAGAGUUUAAAGUGGGGAAAGAGGGGUGAGGAAUACCUUUCAGGACUUCUUUGUGUGGUUGUCCUCACAUAAUGCAGUGUCGACUGUAAAUUCUGAUUCAGUCCUGAUUUGUUUUUUCCAGUGAUCUCCCUCCUGUUUCUCCUCCCCAAAUGGUUUCUGUGCCUAUGCAGAGUAUUGCAAGGAAACACCAUAGCUGAAACUGUAGCCCCUAAAGCCACACAGGUUGGAGGUGGGGCAGAGGGAAAAGUGGGGUCGGUUGGAAAUGCUCAGAGUGGUCCAGGGAUGGAGAGGCAGAAGCUCUGCAUCAGGGGCUGGGCAACCAUGAUGGGUCCAGGAGCCAAUUUUCUACACCUGGGACUUUUUGAGAACUUCUGGUCUUAAAGGGGGACGUUUUAAAUUUAAUUACUAAUCUCAUUUUGCCCACCCCUGUCUUAAAGAAACAGACAUUGAUGAAGAAGCCAAACCCACCCUCUGCCAGUUGCCCCUCAAGAAAGCCUCUUGGCCUGUAGGAAAUGCACUCUGCUUUGGAAAGGUACAGUAUAGCACAAAGUGAAGUGGGCGCGUAAGGGCCGAGUUGCAUCCAUCUCGAGCAGCAUCCAUCUUUCAAACCCAGGGAUGCCACUCCUCUGAGUGCAGCGGUUCUUACCCACUAACACUCGAUCGUGGGACUGAGCACAACUACUUGUAGCAUCCUGUGUGGCCAAGGGCUCAAAACUAGUUUGUACAAGAAAUCCUUUCCUGUGCUGUUGUCAGGGGGAUGCCUUCUAAAUGGGGACCGGAUUGCUUUUUAUUCCCCUUUGCUAUAUAGCCUGCUAGACUUCCACUUGACCCCCUCUUCGCAGGGGGCCAUUUUAAGCACUGAGCCGAAGUUUACUCAACCCUUGACUGUUCUGCCAAGUUGCCCUGAGACCUUUCUGAAACUGCACAUUAAAAAAAAAUAUUUAAGUGUUAUUGGCUUCUCUCUUUUCUUUUAAGCGGUUUGCUGCAAGCUGAUAGUGAUUUAGCCUGAAGAAAUGUUUGCUUGAAAAUGAGAUUGGCUGACUUUCCUUCCCAUUCCCCCAAAACAAUAUCUUGGCUGGGUAAUCAAGUUAGGAAGGAGUCAGGAUAUGCUGUUUCAUCACUUCACACAACAGCACCUUUGUCAAGGACUUUUAACAAUGGGAUCUGAUAGCCCCUGUUUAAGUAUUUCAACGGGUGUCAUAUUGAAGAUGGAGCAAGCUUGUUUUCUGCUGCCCCAGAGAAUAGCACCAGGAGCAAUAGGUGCAAGCUACAGGAAAAGAGAUUCCAGCUCAACAUUAGGAAGAACUUCCUGAGGAAAGAAACAAAGUGAGAUCAGUGAGACAUAAAAGUGGACUAUUGCACACAACCACGUCUCCUUGUGUCGUCAUCCCACCCCUCGCCCCCCGACUCUAAUGUCAAUUUCAAAGAAAUUGUGGAAUAA